Zasmidium cellare ATCC 36951 is the source of this 1380-nucleotide messenger RNA. RefSeq lists its product as uncharacterized. The record is from RefSeq and is a predicted model, not a curated record. NCBI's taxonomy places the organism in Eukaryota, Fungi, Ascomycota, Dothideomycetes, Mycosphaerellales, Mycosphaerellaceae. Bases 1 to 1380 code for a protein of 459 amino acids. The transcript is spliced from 2 exons.
AUGGCUACACCAACAACUCAGAUCAUGCCACUGGCUACGUUCGAGAUUCACUCGGGACACCUGUGCUAUGGUGCAUUGCACAACAUCUAUCACGGAGCAUCAUCCGACAAGGUGGGAGGUCUCCCUUUACCCCAAGAGCCCAUUCCUGGUGGCACAAUUCGACGCCAUGAAGCCGCCUUUAAUUUGCCUGCUCUCAUCGGGACCUGGAAUAUAUACGCCUUGAUCGGCAAGUAUGGAGACAAUAUGCAGAUAGUGGCAUACUUCGCAUCACACCACAGCCUCGAUCCAGCCUUCGAAGUAGACAAGAUCCUUCGAGUUUCGGGUUCCCCUUAUGAGCGAGACAGUGGGAGCACUUUCAAAGAUAAUGACACUGCUCGCGAAGGCGUUUUUGUCAUCAAUCGUUAUGAUUGGGGUUGGAUUGACAGUCGUGGCGGAGAGGAGGUUCAAGAAGCGGAAGUGCCUAUCGACCUGCCAUACCACUUUUCAACCAUCGGACUUGUCGACUUUGACACGGCCAAGGACUUUGUCAGUCGCCUGAAGUUCCAUCGAGCAGACCAACGAGACAUGGUCGGCGAAGACGGUCGCGGUGUCUGGUUGACCAUAAGAGAUGCUGAAUACCAGUUUGGACGCUUCGGGCAGUUACGAGAUGGAUUCGACUUCUCGCAGCGACAUCGCGUGAAGACAUUGUUCGCGGACGAGAAACCCGGAGACGCUGAACUGCUCGGGCCAUAUGCCUCUGGCGAAUACGUCUUGUCAAGAGCGGAUGUCGAUGCCGUCAAAGAUCAUCUAUCGCAGGACCCAUUGCAGCCAGAGAGUGAUCCGUUCCUAAAUCUCAACGAGGGAGAUACUUCUGUCAAGGAAGGCCUUGAAAAGUGGUGGUCUGCCAGCGUCGACUUGACCAACCAAAUUCUUUUGAGCUUUCUCGAGUAUAGCAUCGUGCCUUAUCUGCACGAGCAUCCCCAUGAGAGUCCGGCGACCGCCACGCGCCUGCUCUUCCCAGAUGGAUCCAACGACCCACAACCAGGUAAAGAGUACAAUUUUACUCUGGCAGAAGAUCUCAAGAGCCGCUUCCUCGGAAACGAAAACAACGCAUCUUCCUCGAGCACCGCAACAUCGGAUCCGGAGCAUGCACCCGUCAAGGCUCGGAUGCGAAUCUUCUUGGAAGACAGAAGGGUUCACCCAGAGGAGGAUUUCCUAGAGAGCGUCUGUCGUGUUCUAGCUUUCAUCGUGAAGGACUUGAUGGAAAUGGCGAAAAGAUCCUCUGUUGACAAUGAAAGAUUUGGGCAUAUCGUACCGAGCGAUGUGUUCCUUGCGGUCAUGAACGAUACUUCAUGGUAUCAGCACAAUCUGUCCCGGUCGAGAGCUUUCUGGUGUUUAUAA